CUUGCAUGAAGUAACUAACAUUAAUGGACUCAACCUAAUCGACUUUGCAACGAGCAAAGGCUUAGUGAUCAAGAGCACAAUGUUUUCCCAUAAAAAGAUCCAUAAGGGAACAUGGAAGUCACCAGAUGGGAAUCAUACGAAUCAAAUUGACCAUGUACUAGUUAAUGACAGGUUCAAAAACAGGAUUACGAAUGUUAAAACGAUGCGAGGAGCGGACUGUGACUCUGACCACUAUUUGGUUAAGGUAAACAUUAAAGCAAGACUGAAGGUAAGGGUGGNUUGACAGAUAUGAUAUAACUAAGUUCACAGAUGAAGUUUGCCAAAAACGUUUUAAAAGUGAGAUACACAAACGCAGCAGGGAAUUAGAUAUAGCUAGUAUAGGCUCAACAAAUAAUAUGUGGAGGAGAGUACAGGACACAAUAAAAGAAACAUCAGCUGAAGUCCUGGGCAAACCAAAAAACACCAAAAAACCUUGGUUCAAUGAGAGGUGUGAGAAAGCCCUAAAUCAGAGGAAAAAAUUUAGAAACUUGUACCUUAAUGAUCCUUCCCAUAAAGAAAACAAAACGAAGUAUAAUAAAAUCAGAAAAGAUGCAAGUCGAAUCUUUAAGUAUGAAAAAAGGGUCUAUACGAAAAACAUUUUGGAAGAAGCAGGAAAAUAUCACAAUGAACAUAACAUACACCAAUUAUACAAAAAAAUCAAUACACUAAAGGGAGGUUACAAAAAAUAUGAAAUGUUCCUAGUAAAGGAAGAUGGAACACUAAUUACUGCCCGAUCAGACCUUGUAGAGAGAUUCAAACAUCUUCUUAACUGCAACGACCCCAUAGAAACCUUUACUUGGACAAGGAUAGAACCCAACCUAAACGAAUGUACAACAUCCUCAAAACAAGAAGUUGAACUACAAAUAAGGCGACUGAAGAACUAUAAAUCGCCUGGUGAGGACGGUAUACAAGGUGGGAUUAUGAAAAUGCUGGACGAAGUUUCAUUAACACAUAUACAUAGGUUACUAACCAAUAUUUGGGAGAAGGAAGAACUACCGGAAGGUUGGAAUGUUGCAGUCGUAUGCCCAAUCCAUAAAAAAGGUGACCCACGAAUAUGUAAUAAUUACAGAGGAAUAGCCUUAUUAAAUGUGGUCUACAAGAUAUUGUCCUACUGCAUUUUAGAUAGGGUUAAACACAUUGCGGAAGAGAUUCUGGGAGAUUAUCAAGGUGGUUUUAGACCCAACAGAUCAAAUCUUCAGUCUAAGACAGAUCAUAGAAAAAUCAUGGGAAUUCAAUAAAAGCAUUUGUAUACUAUUUGUGGAUUUCAAAAAAGCAUACGAUUCCGUCCAUCGACAUAGCCUUAUAAACAUAUUAAAAGAGUUUGAGUUACCAAAUAAACUAAUAAAAUUAAUUGAGGCCACUCUGCAAAAUACAGAAAUCAAAAUAAAGGUAGCAUCGGAAUUGUCAGAGCCAGCAACGGUAAGGACAGGCCUAAGACAAGGGAAUGUGCUAUCGCCAAUAUUGUUCAACCUUAUAUUAGAAAAGAUAAUCAGAGAAACGAAUUGUAACAAUAGAAUAGUAUUGAGAAACUCGAACAUAAAUAUCUUGGCUUAUGCGGACGAUAUAGCGAUGUUAGUAGAAACUGAAGAAACGGUUAAACAAGUAUGCAGGAAACUCAUCAUGAUGGCUAGUAAGGUCGGACUGGAGAUAAACGACGAAAAAACAGAGUACAUUAUAUUCAGUCGCCAGGUCAGAGAAUAUCAACAAGGUCAAUCUAUGAAUGUAGAAGGGCGUGUAUUCAAAAGAGUCACAUAUUUCAAGUACUUGGGGCACUUGCUAACACAAGAUAAUAACCUGAAGAUGGAAGUCAGUGCUAGGAUACAAAAAGACAACAAAAGUUUUUUUGGUCUUGGAAAAGUACUGAGCUCAAGAACAUUAUCGACUAACCUGAAGAUACAAAUUUGCAUGACCCUGAAACGACUCAUAGUAUUGUAUGCCGCGGAAACAUGGCCGCUUAGGAAAGCAGAAGAAACCAGAAUAAAAGUAUUUGAAAAGAGAAUCCAACGGAAAAUCUACGGCCCAUGCUUCGACACAAACAUAGGUGAAUGGCGUAAACGUCAUAAUAAAGAACUCGAGGAGCUAUUCCAGAGACCGAAGAUCGAUAAUGAAAUCAAGAAAAGGAGAUUAACCUGGGCAGGACAUGCAUGGCGGAGAGUAGGAUCUAUUGUCAGAACAACAAUCGAAGAGAACCCGGUUGGUAAGAAACCCCACGGAAGACUACGCUUACGUUGGGAAGACUGUGUAAAAAGAGACGCGGAAAGCAUUGAACCAGAGAUACCAUGGAGAGUAGCAACAGAAAAUAGGGAUAGGUGGAGAAAAAUUUGUUUGACGGUAUGGUCUCAAUGA
Cinara cedri is the source of this 2385-nucleotide messenger RNA. The record is from the annotation of a GenBank genome assembly. Lineage: Eukaryota; Metazoa; Arthropoda; Insecta; Hemiptera; Aphididae.